Molecule: messenger RNA, 404 nt
Organism: Austrofundulus limnaeus
Lineage: Eukaryota; Metazoa; Chordata; Actinopteri; Cyprinodontiformes; Rivulidae
Product: argininosuccinate lyase
Cellular component (GO): cytosol
Molecular function (GO): argininosuccinate lyase activity
Source: RefSeq, a predicted model, not a curated record
GUUCCCUUCAGAGAAGCCCACAGUCUGUCUGGAAAAGCAGUUUUUACGGCAGAAACCAAAAACAUCACCUUGAAUCAACUCACUGUGACAGACCUGUCUGCUGUCAGCCCUCUGUUUGACGAUGACGUGUCCUCGGUGUGGGACUACAGGAGCAGUGUGGAGCAGUACAGCGCCCCCGGAGGCACAGCCAAGAGUAGCGUUGCUGCGCAGGUGGAACACCUGAGGAACUGGCUGAAGCAGCAAGCACAGUGACUUUAAUCCCGUCUUGAGCUGUCAGGUUUAGGUCAAAGUGAAUUACUCACAUCCGUACAGUUAAACUCAGGAUGUUUUUAAUAAUCAUGAACAAGUCUUACCUGAUCAGUGUUUCAUAGCUGACAAAAUCAAAAUAAAAUGCUGUUACAGAC